AGAUAAUUUCCUGACCCUGAACUGCACACACGUUUUAUAGCGCUGUCUGAUCCGUGAAACAGAACUCGUCAAUCAUGGAUAUUCUGGGAUUAGCUGAGGUUCCCGGAUGGUUAUUGACAAUCUUUCUUCUCAUCCUCUCUCUUUACUUAUAUUCGAAGUACAACUUGAGUUUUUGGAGCAGCCUCGGUGUGCCCCAUCCAAAACCCACACUGUUCCUAGGUCAUGUCAAACUCAUGAAAGAUGGAAUUGGAGAAUUUGACUUGAAGAUGCUUUCAACAUUUGACAGAGUAGUUGGGACCUACCUUCUUCAUAGACCCAUUCUUCUUAUUUUGGACCCUGAGAUAGGACGUGACAUCUUAAUCAAGAAUUUCUUCAGCAUACCGAACAGACCACAAACGAUAAAACGCCAUAACGACCUUGAUCACGCUCUGACCAGACUGACAGGAGACAAGUGGCGCUUCAUGAGGAACACAAUUUCUCCAAUAUUUUCGUCCGGAAAAAUGCGAAAGAUUUCACCUGUACUUGCCGAGUCGUGUGCUAGACUGCUCAAGAAUGUUGAAAUCGAAACGAAUCAUGGGCGUCCAAUUGAAUUCAAACAAAUGUUUGGAAAUUUUACGUUAGACGCGAUUGCUGCAAUAGGAUUUGGAAUCGAUCUGAAUGCUUAUGGAGAAGAAAAUAACGAAUUUAUAUUAAACACAAAAGCAAUUAUCAGUAACUUUGUAGGCUUUGGAGCAAAACUUAAUGCAUUCAUGCCGCCCCUGUACAACCUUCUACACACAUUAAGGGUGGAUAUUGACAGACAAAGCAAGGGCACUAUGUUUUUUAGAGGAUUGAUGGAGGAAGUUACGAACUUGAGAGGGGAUCAUCGGGAUAGUGUUGAUAUCCUUCAGCUUUUGUUGAAUGCUCACAGGGAUACAGAAGUUAGUGAUACAGAGCAGUUUCUUGAAUAUGAGGACAGCAAAGAGCAUUGUAAAAAGAGAGGACUUUCAAAGGCAGAAGUGAAUUCAAAUUCCAUCAUGUUUAUGAUUGUUGGAUACGAAACGACUGCUACAACAUUAACGUUUGCUGCGUAUUGCCUAGCAACAAAUCCGAAAUGUCAAGAAGAAUUGAUCAUGGAAAUUGAUAAAACGAUCGGACAGGCGACACCAGAUUAUGACAACAUACAGAAGAUGGAGUACUUGGAUUGUAUUAUUAAAGAGACAUUGCGCUUAUAUCCACCAGUCCCAAGGACAAUGCGAGAAACUCAGCAGGUCAUGGAUAUUGCAGGAUACACGAUACCCCCAAACACACCUAUAUCAAUCCCCAUAUAUGCUUUUCAUCGAAGUCCAAAGUACUGGGAAGAACCCGAAGUAUUCAAUCCCGACAGGUUUUUGGAAAAGAACAAGUCCAAGUUGACUCCAGGUACAUUCCUUCCGUUUGGACUCGGGCCGAGGUCGUGUGUAGCCAUGCGGUUAGCUUACAUGGAAGCCAAAUGUGCCAUGAUAAGAGUUCUACAAAAAUACAAGUUCAUACCAUGUGAACAGACGGAGAUUCCUGUUGAGUUGGAUUGCAGAUUCUUUUUGAAGCCGAAAAACGGGAUUGUUUUAAAACUGGAGAAACGGGAAACUCAAACAUAUCAAUAAACCUGAAGACAACAUGGCCAUUGAAAUACACGUACAUACACGGAGAUAUCCUGAAACCAACCGAAUUUAACAUUAGAACUACGGAAAUUGACUCAAGUACCCCUCUCUGUAGAUAUGCGAGUGAUAUAAUGUAAAUGUGACAGAUCGUGUUGUAAAAUGCUUGACUCUUUUCUCUUCGAGUCAAUUUUCUGUUUACUGUUUUCAUAAAAGAGUAUUUUAAGUAUAUGUUAAUUGUACUGGAAAUAUGAUAUAGAAAAUACAUAGGUAUACCAUUAGUUAGUAAAUUCAGGUUCGAUUUUAACCUUUAUACUAAAACAUCAUAUCAAUGUAUUGAAUACAUUACGUUUGCAAAUUCAUAUUUAUUCUACCUAUUAUAGUAAAUACUAAAAUAUUAUAUUAAAGUUUAUUUUUGAAUGUUUUUUAUCCGGUGUCGGUUUGAUCGAUGCUAUAUUUCAUUUUUGGAACUAUUUUCAUUCAAAGCUUGAACUUUUAACAUAUCUUUUCUCGUAAGUAUAUAAUAUAUAAUGAAUACGUUUAUAAAUGCAUUCUUAAAGUUAUUAUCUAUCAGCACUAUCACAUCGUUAUCAACUUGCACAUAAAAUAUUUAUGCUUAGUGUCUGGUUAUCAAUUUACUUUUUCUUCUAAUUAACUUUCUAUAUCACUUAUAGAUGACGUUUUCUCUAUUAACAAUGAUAGCUUUCAUUCAUAUGUCCAUUUGAUAUAUCCCUGUGAGCUCGAAAUAAAGGACACCACAGAGUCGUCCACUUCUGCUUCAUACUUAGAUAUUUUAUUGAAAGUAGACAUUAACGGCAAACUGAAAACUCAACUGUAUGACAAACGGGGGGAUUUCAGCUUCUCCAUCGUCAACUUCCUAUAUUUGUGUAGCAAUAUUCCAUUAUCAUCUGUAUAUGGUGUUUAUAUAUCUCAACUGAUUCGAUAUGCAAGAGCUUGUUCUGGGUAUAGUCAGUUUUUAAAUCAAGGUAAGCUGCUGACAAACAAGUAGAUGCUACAGGGGUUUCAACCGUCUCGAUUGAAGCCAGCAUUUUGCAAAUUCUAUGGUCGUAAUAACGAUCUAGUUCGUCAAUACAACCUCGCAUUAGGUUCAAUGCUGUCUGACGUGUUUCACACCGAUUGUUAAGCCGUUCUUGGCACACUGAUUUUAACUGCGGAUAACUCCGUUUACCUGAUCAGGAUAUAGGGCUCACGGCGGGUGUGACCGGUCAACAGGGGAUGCUUACUCCUCCUAGGCACCUGAUCCCACCUCUGGUGUGUCCAGGGGUCCGUGUUUGCCCAACUAUCUAUUUUGUAUUGUUUAUAGGAGUUAUCAGAUUGAUCACUGUUCGCUAUCUUCACCUUACACUUAGCUAAUCAACUUUAUUUUUUCUUUCCGGUAAUGAACUUUCUUCUUUUUCACUGCUUUUUUCCACUUUUUUCAGUAAUAAAUGUUCUUUACCCGCACUAAUUAAUUUUACAUUUCCUUUCCGUUAAGGAACUUUCUUUUUUCCGCUAACAACCUCUGUUCUUUCCUUCCGUUGAUCUAUUUAUUUUUCAUUAGCUAAACAAUUAUAUAUUAUACCACUAUAUAAGUAUAAUUCACAGGACUCCAAUAUGAAAUAUACAAUAUACAAACUACGUAAUCAAGAUAGUUUUCAGAUGUAUACACAUGCAUUCAACAUGUAUUCGCACUGUUACGCAAAUAUAUAUUUGCUUUCAUCUUUCUCCCUUCGAUUUAUUUUUUCAUUGUACUGACUCCUUCUUUGCAUGUACUUUAAAACACAAAAAUGAGAGUGAUAUGUCUUUAAUGUAAUAAUUUCAAGAAUCGUCCUGUAAAAGCUAAAUAAUUAUGAAGUAGCAGUUCUACAUUUAAUUGAUACAAAUGUUAUUCAGAUUCGAUAUACAAGAGUUUGUUCUGCGAAUAAUCAGUUUUUACAUCAAGGCAGGCUACUGAGAAAAAAGUUGAUGUUACAGAGGGUUUCAACGGUCUUCAUUAAAGUCAGCAUUUCGCGAAUUCUAUCGUUAGUAUAAUGAUAUAGUUUACCAAUACAACUUGCCAAUGGGUCACAUGUUGUCUGACGUGUUUCAUACCAAUUAUUAGGCCGUUAUUUACGCAUUAAUACAGGGCUAAAGGUGGUUAUAACCGGUUAACAGAGGAUGUUUAUUCUUUCUAGGCACCUGUGUUUGAUACCUCUGGUAUGUCUGAGGAUCCACGUAUGCCCAACACUUGAUUUUGUAUUCCUUAUAGCUGUUAUGAGAUUGAUCACUGUUCGUUAUAUUUACUUUUUCAAAAUAAAUUUUGAUGAAAUUAAAAAGUGAAAAUAGUGAGCAGUAAUCCAUCUCCUGAAAGGUGGAGAUAACAUACAGUGAUCAAUCUCAUAACUCCUAUAAAGAAUACAAAAUUAGAAAUAGGACAAGCACGGACCUCUGGACAUAUUAGAGGUGGGGUCAGAUGCCUAGGAAAAGUAAGGAUCCCCUGUUGACCGGUUGCACCUACCGUAAGCCCUUUAUCUUGAUAAGUUAAAUGGAGUAAUACGUGCUCCUAAUCAAAAUGAAAAUAAAAGGUGAAGUGAUCAAUUACAUAACUUCUAUAAGUAAUACUAAAUGAAGAGUCGAAUACUUCAUGUUAUACACCUAUUUUACUAUAUUAUAUACAAUAAACAGCUGUAUUCGGAUCACACACUUCCAUGUUAUACACCUAUUUUACUAUAUUAUAUACAAUAAACAGCUGUAUUCGGAUCACACACUUUCAUGUUAUACACCUAUUUUAUUAUAUGAUAUAUAAUAAACAGCUGUAUUCGGAUCAAACACUUUCAUGUUAUACACCUAUUUUACUAUAUUAUAUACAAUAAACAGCUGUAUUCGGAUCACACACUUCCAUGUUAUACACCUAUUUUACUAUAUUAUAUACAAUAAACAGCUGUAUUCGGAUCACACACUUUCAUGUUAUACACCUAUUUUAUUAUAUGAUAUAUAAUAAACAGCUGUAUUCGGAUCAAACACUUUCAUGUUAUACACCUAUUUUACUAUAUGAUAUAUAAUAAACAGCUGUCUUCGGAUCACACACUUUCAUGUUAUACGCCUAUUUUACUAUAUGAUAUACAAUAAACAGCUGUAUUCGGAUCACACACUUUCAUAUUAUACACCUAUUUUACUAUAUGAUAUAUAAUAAACAGCUGUAUUCGGAUCACACACUUUCAUGUUAUACACCUAUUUUACUAUAUGAUAUACAAUAAACAGCUGUAUUCGGAUCACACACUUCCCCUAUUUUGAGAGUUUUAGCUCAGUAGCUUAGCUACUCAAAAAGAUGAUUUAGACAGAAGGUGGGUCGAGAGACUUGCGCCCCACCGUGCAUGUUUUCAUGAUCAUAAGGUUAAUUAAACAAUAUAAAAAAAAUUCUUGUUUCAUCGGGUCAUGAAGGUAGUUAGCAUUGAAUAAAAAUGCAUAAUCCAUGUAAGCAGAUUAUGCAAAAUUUCUGCAAUGAUUGCUACCUUCAUCACCCAAUGAAACAACAAAGAAUGCCAUUAUAUUGUUUAUAUUUAUAUUUAUAUUUUUAUGUUAUUUUAGAUCUAAACUAGAAUUAAAAUCUAAAAUAUCAUAUUGUUGACCCAUUUGUUACCCCAAACAGCCAAUGCACCCUUUGACCUUGAUGACACUCCAUAUUUGGUAACGAUUUUGCAGACAGGUGUUACCAGAAAACCGGAUCGAACUAGUUUGCAGCAAAUAUGAAUUUAUUGCAUGAUGAAAGCAGUGUCAAUUUCAAAAGAAAUAUAAGUGAAUUGAAUAGUCUAUUAUUGCUUGUAGGAUUUAUGAGAUUGAUCACUGUUCGUUAUCUUCACCUUUCAAUAAUCACUGAUAUGACAUUCAUAAAAAUGGAUUCUGUGUGAGAUUACUUUAUUUCAUUCAUUAAUCAUGGACGCAUCACUCAUCUAGUCAUCUUCGUGUUGUUCUUGUUCAGGUUUUGUGGUAUUAGAAUAUUGUUUUAAUAUUCUUUAAAACUUGAUUCUCUAUCAUGGCCCAAGCUUACCCCAUUUUGAAUUUACCCAAAUUGAAAUGACAAAACAUGGAAAUAUCUCAAUACCAAUAUGAUUAGCAUGGCCUUGCUAAUCUGGACAAAACUUUCUUUCCUGUACAUUAUGUUAAAUGUGAUCAACUCUAACCACAUGCGUAAUAGCAUAGAUGUUUUUUUUAAAAAAAUGAAUCAACAGAACUUGGGAACAUUUGCAUUUUGAUAAAACGAUGAAGAUAACGAACUGUGACCAAUCUUGUACCUCCCAUAAAGAAUACAAAACUAGGAGUUGGGCAAAUACAGACCAUUGAAUAUACUAGAUGUGGAAUCAGGUGGACGAUAUCAUAUAUUAUGGCCCUGUUACUCUUGAAAAAAAUCUGUCAAGAUUGUGCCAGACUAAGGGCUAAAUUGAUACCUUGUAAGAAUUUAUGACAAGAAUAAGAAGAAUAUGAAAAUCACGUAUUAGACACGUCGAAUCGAAAAUGCGUCUCAUCUAUUUUUUGUGCGUAGUAAACCUGAAGUGAUAAAAGAAUUAGAUAUUUAUUUUAGGUGUUUCAUACCGAUUGUUAAGCCGUUCCUGGCACACUGAUUUUGACUGCGGAUAACUCCGUUUACCUGAACAGCAUAUAGGGUUCACGGCGGGUGUGACCGGUCGACAGGGGAUGUUUGUAGGAGUUAUGAGAUUGAUCAAUGUUCGUUAUCUUCACCUUGUAUAGGUUAUAUGAGGAAUAUGUCUUCAUUUCAACUGACAAAGCUUGUAACAACAUUGUUGGUAAGGUUCUUUAUCACAACUGUAAUAUAAAAGAACUUUGGUAAUACAAUUCCAACUGCUUUUUCGAACAGCAAAUGUUCGGUUUUUGUCUACGUUUUUCUUCCUAUGUAAAUCUUUGAAUUGUGUAAGUUUAAAAAAUAUACAUUCCUUUAUCGUCAACAUUAUAACUAGUGAAAUUUUAAAUAAAACAACUAAAUUUCAA
Messenger RNA from Ostrea edulis (European flat oyster), 6599 nucleotides. RefSeq names its product cytochrome P450 3A12-like. The transcript is spliced from 15 exons. The record is from RefSeq and is a predicted model, not a curated record. Lineage: Eukaryota; Metazoa; Mollusca; Bivalvia; Ostreida; Ostreidae. Gene Ontology annotation, molecular function: heme binding; oxidoreductase activity, acting on paired donors, with incorporation or reduction of molecular oxygen; steroid hydroxylase activity. The coding region runs from base 75 to 1622 and encodes 515 amino acids.